This is a messenger RNA of Aplysia californica (California sea hare), 4439 nucleotides long. RefSeq lists its product as uncharacterized. Bases 15 to 3584 code for a protein of 1189 amino acids. The record is from RefSeq and is a predicted model, not a curated record. The transcript is spliced from 4 exons. Lineage: Eukaryota; Metazoa; Mollusca; Gastropoda; Aplysiida; Aplysiidae.
UACUCUAACCCUUCAUGUCCCUCUCAACCCACAGAGAAGACAGCAGCGGGUACCGAGACAGUCUUGGCGAGGGCCGAGAGAGCCGCGAAGGGUCGAGGUGUGGAGGGGAUAGCGGGCUCAGCAUGGAGCUCAGCAGUCUGUCGGCCGCUUCCAGUCAAAACUCGGAGCUUGCCAGACAGGUCUACGAGCAGAGCAAGAUGAAAGGGAUACUGAUGUACAUGAUGGGACCUUGUGGGCCUGGAGCUACCUUGCCAAAAAGCGAAUCGGACGAGUUUUCCGACCUGACAUCCGAGAUGGAUUUCGACGAGUUAGCGUCAGAGCGGAGCCGACCAGACGGGGGUUCGAGCACCGACGAGAGCGGCCGCGACCUCCUGGCGGCCUCUUGUGUAAGUAGUCGCAAAGAAUCCAAACGGCAGAAACACAGGCCGAAAUCCUUGAACCUGUCUCGCUCUCACAGCCACACAUCAUCGGACGAGGAGGAAGGGCCGGGAUCCGGAGGACAGGAGGCAGGGGCCGCGGCGGCUUCAGGGAAAACGUCAUCGAGUGACGUCACUAGCAUAGGAAGCGGAAGUAGCUCCAGUAUCACGCUCAAGAAUGAGCUCGGAUCAAAGGUUAGGACAACAAGCGGUGGGGAGAAUGAGUUAUCAGUUGCUGGAUCUCGUGGUUCUGAAGGUCUUGGUGCUGCUGGAGAUUCCAGAGGAGGGAAGAAGGGAGGAGGAGGAGGGAAAGACCAGCACCAUCUGGGAUCAGAGACAAUGGGUAAGAGUUUAAAGGAACCUACGUCGUUAGGUAGUCAUGAUCACCUAGCAGAUGGACACGCAGUAAACAGCCCGACUCCACCGCGUAGUCCGAGCUGGCGUGAGGGUUUAGAGAGCCCUCCUUUCUCUCCCCGCAGACGGGACUCGUACCCAGGAAAACGGCGUGGGUCCUUGUCUCCCAAGGAUAAGAAGACACACUUCACGUACAAUGACAUAUCCCCACCGUCUCGGCAGCUGUCUCUCGACGAUCUCUACGGAGAAGCGUCCAACAGCACUCACAGCGCUCUAGACAACGGUAUCGCCGGCUCUCAGAUGCCUCAAAGGCCCUCGCCGAUGUCUCCAGAAGAGAUGAAAGACUCGCUCGUCACAACCAUGGGCGAGACGCUAUCGUUUGACAUGCCCAACGUCAGAGCCAAGCCUCCAUCCAGCAUCCCCGCCCCCUCCGCCACGCAGCCGCAUCAUAACGACUUCCAGGUCACGGGGUCAAUGCCCCACUCCGCCCCCGUCAUGGAUUUAGCCACUUACGCCGCGACCAUCGCCAACAGCACGGCUAGCUUGACCUCCAUGAGUGUGUCACCCACCAACCUCCUGCCUCACACCACGAGCAACAGUGGCGGUGGCCUCGGGGAGCCAAUGAGCCCGGACUCUGUCGAGAGCGCAGAUUCCAGCUCCUCCCCCGUGUCUCCCGGUUACUAUGACAACGCCACGCCCCCGAGUGAUGACGUCGAAGAGGUGGAGCUUGCUGAUCCUGCCUCGAAAUCUAUCGACUUCCAAGGUUCCAAAAGGCAAAAAGCUCGCCCUCCUUCCACCGACUGGUCACCCGUGAUUGAUCUGUCCCCGAUACUGGAUGUGUCUCCUUCGGUAGAGGAGGCUGAACAGGAAGACAUGCUAGCCAAACAGAUGGAGGAGCUAGAGAGACAGAGGUCUCGAGAAGAGGCGGCAGCGGCUUACGAAGAUCAUGACGACGAUGAUCACGGAGUUGUUGCCCCUCCUACGGCUUUCUUUGAACCUGGCAAAGCGUUUUCACCGUCUCAGAAGAAAGAAAUAGUCGACGUCAUUCCCCGAAUACCCCCACCUCCAUCAGCGAAGAAGCUGAAACAGCAGCUGCAAGAAGAACAAGAGGAGGCAGAAAAAGAGGAAGACGACAACAACGGUCAGACGUUUACAUACAGCAACACGUUGAGGCGAUGUGGGAACUUUGAAGACAUCAGCCGGCUGGGGAGUGAAAACUCGACAAUCAAAACCACGGCAGAUCUCUCGGCACUUGACCAUGUUGCAGACGACAUCGACUUGCAUGACGCCGCCAGCGAGUUCCCGUUCUUGCCGUGCACGAGUCAGGCUCAGAUGUUCCCACAUUCAGCGCCGUGCAUCAGCACGAGUCUCUCAGCCUUCCACGCACCCUCGCGACACAGUGACGAGAGACAGACGGAAGAGCAGGCCGCGACAAAGCUGAAGGAUUUCGAAGCUUUGAUCACCGACGAAAUCCAUAAAAUCGCCGAGGACAUGGAGAACAUCGUGAAGAGGGGCGUGUCCGAUCUAAAGCCGAUCCCGCCUCCCAAGCCGAAGAGAAGACUGCCAGACCCCGAGCUCGUCCUGUCCCCACUGUCCACGAAACAGCAAGGCGUCUCUGAGAUCCCGGAGAGAAAAUCAGUGGUCAUCCCCAGCAUUAAAGCCGACGACAUCAAUGACGGUUCAUUCAGCAGUAAAGAAGGUUCUUUCGAAGAUGGCAACUCUGGUACUACAACAACAACUGCUAGUGGUAAAUAUUUACCCAGGCAGGACUCCACAGAAAAGAAGAAGGCUAAAGAUCUCAAGGCGAAGCCGAGUCCGAUUUUAAUACAGCACAUAGAGGCGGAGGAGCAAUCCGUUUCUCCCCAUUACAAGGUCAUGGAGUCCCCUCCGACGCCAGAAACGAAGACAAUCAAGAGAGAGUUCUCUGACAGCACGUCAGUCUCGCCUAGCUCCUCCCCCGAUCAAGACGUUUACGCCUUCCCCUCUCCGGUCACGCCCCCUGACUCUGACUCUUCCCCUCCCAAACCUCACUCCCCGUCGUCACCCGGGACAGACUUCGACGAGGAGAGUUCCACCAGAGGGGGAGACGACUCGGCCAGAAGCCCGUACGGAAACAACUCGAUGAGUCCUUAUCGUGUGGGGAGCCCUUACGACAACGCCAAACCAACGGCUAUGCCAAGAAGCGAACAUGCCAGAGCAUCACCAUUGAAAGGAGUACAGAUGGCUGCAUCACAGGCCAGACAAUACGACAACGGCUCGACAAAUGGUUCAUCCUCUCAAACUUGCGCGGAGAGUCCUCCAAUUGUGGUCAGACCACCCAUCUCGCCGCGGAAGAGUAUACGUAAGUUUGACGACGCUGCCAAAGCCGCUGCAGAUUCCAGUCCUCUAUACGAAAACGUAAAAGACCUCACGACGCAAGAAUACCUCGAAGAGCAGCAGAAAAACGCAGCAGCACUAAGGGGAAAAUCUGACGCGUUCAGUCUCCCACAACAACAAACGUCCAUUCCAAAAUUAGACGCACCCCCGUCUCGUGAUGUGCUCUCUUCCCAGUUCGCCGGACAACCCACAGAGAUCUUCACGUACCCGGUAGUCGGAGAGUUUCCUGCGCGAUCCAGAAGUAGCUCAGCACCCCCUGAAGAGCUCCAAGCUCUGUCGGAAGACGCGGAGGCCGGAGCAUCGAGACCACGUUCGGCAUCUGUGGAACACGAGGGUCUCGAGACCAGCAUGAGUGUCCGCGACAAAAUUCGAGCCUUCGAAGAGCCACCUGUUCCAAGAAGAAGGGUGAGUUCGCUUUCGUCCGAAUGUGUUGCAUAGAUGUUCUUUAUCAUCAUCUAACCCUGCGCUGUGCUUGACUGUGGUGUUUUCUGGAAGCUUUCUCUAUUUCCGUGUACACUGUUUUGAUUUCGCUCAAAUAUCACCUUUCUAACAAGGUCUUCGUCUUCUCGGAGACAGAAAGCAAUCUUCUCUGAUUUGUGUCGCUCUGCAUUACUAUUUCUAUAUUAAUCUUGGUUUGUAUUUGCUGUCUGGCGAGCUGUCAAUCCAUGUGUUUAACAUCUGUCUAUCUAUCUAUCUAUCUAUCUGUCUAUCUAUCUAUCUAUCUAUCUAUCUAUCUAUCUAUCUAUCUAUCUAUCUAUCUGUCUAUCUCACGUAUCUGUUCAAGUUAUCUAACAACUGUGAGUACUCACAUUUUCAACUGUUCAGUUUUCUUUCACUUGUACUGUAUAUCUAUAUGUAUGUACACAUGUAUGUCUACGCAUAUGGGCUUGGAUGGACACCUCACUGCAUGAUAUAAAGGACUUCAGAAAUGACUAUAAAAUUUCCAAUGUGAUGAACCAGAAGAUUCCAAACGUAACAGUUGCCAAAAGCUGUUCUAGUCUGUCAAUAUUAUUAUAAGUUGUUAAAAUUAAACGUGCACGAUAAGUUGCUGUUCCCGUCGUUUUGCAUGUGGGUGUCUAUUGAGUAGAGUUGUUCUUUGAGUAUCACCAAAUGAGUAAAUGUAAUUCUUACCCUUGAAAGGGAGCGGGGGGGGGGUGUGGAGUCGCAGGUUUGCCAAGAAAGCGUCUGAACAUUUAAUAGUCUUUGAUUCCGAUUCAGUGCGGGAUGCUGGGAAGGGGUAGGGGUUGUAAGAGUUUGCAUGCACUAUACUGUUUAGCCAAGGUCGCUAUGACU